AUGGAUGGUUGGUCUAUGAGUGUGGGCCAGCCCCUAUUAAGCACUAUGCUUAAUGGAUGUUUCGUGACAUCACCGUAUGGAAACAAUCUUCAUCACGGGGAGAACACAACACAUGGUAAUAUCGCCUUUACUACUCAAGAGGCUGGGAACUACCUAGCAUGCUUCUGGGUGGAUAGUCAGGGUGAAGGAGGUGGUGAGGUUAAUGUAAACCUUGAUUGGAAGAUUGGGAUUGCAGCCAAGGAUUGGGAUUCGGUUGCUAGAAAAGAGAAGAUUGAGGGAGUUGAGCUUGAGCUGAGAAAGCUAGAAGGAGCAGUGGAAGCCAUCCAUGAGAAUUUGCUCUAUCUUAAGGGCAGGGAAGCUGAGAUGAGGAUUGUGAGUGAAAAAACAAAUGCCAGGGUGGCAUGGUUUAGCAUUAUGUCGUUGGGUAUCUGCAUUGCUGUUUCAGGUUUGCAAUUGUGGUAUCUAAAGCGGUUCUUCCAGAAGAAGAAGCUUAUAUAG
Messenger RNA from Sphenostylis stenocarpa, 498 nucleotides. The record is from the annotation of a GenBank genome assembly. Lineage: Eukaryota; Viridiplantae; Streptophyta; Magnoliopsida; Fabales; Fabaceae.